Penicillium soppii is the source of this 1179-nucleotide messenger RNA. Its product is annotated as tellurite-resistance/dicarboxylate transporter family protein. The transcript has a single exon. Gene Ontology annotation, biological process: malate transmembrane transport. Gene Ontology annotation, molecular function: malate transmembrane transporter activity. The coding region runs from base 1 to 1179 and encodes 392 amino acids. The record is from RefSeq and is a predicted model, not a curated record. Gene Ontology annotation, cellular component: membrane. Lineage: Eukaryota; Fungi; Ascomycota; Eurotiomycetes; Eurotiales; Aspergillaceae.
AUGUCAGACGAAGAGCAGCAUGAAGCCUCAACGAGGAACGCCGCUCGACCUGACAAUGCGGAACCCAAAGACGAGAACGCCGCAAAGGAGGUCCGACUGCUCAAUCACUUCACAUGGGCUAACUUCACCUGCACUCAGUCUACCGGCGGCGUGGCCAUUCUCCUGUCCGAAACCCCCCAUCAAUUUCGCGGGCUGCAGACCGCCGGUGUCGUAGUCUUCAUCCUCAACCUAGUUCUGUUCGUCCUCUUCACCACAGUCAUGAUCUGUCGGUUCGUACAGAGACCUUCCAACUUCCGCAAAUCCGUCACAAACCCCCCGGAAGCCUACUUCACAGGCUCUCUAUGGCUCUCGAUGGCGACCAUCAUCAUAUGCAUGCAGCGUUUCGCUGUUCCUCACGCCGGUCCUUGGGUCAUCGUCGCCGUCCGUGUUCUCUUCUGGACCUAUGCUGCUAUCACCCUGGUGUAUAACAUCGUCGUCUUCGUCGUCAUGUUUGUCGUUUGCCCCCUCGAGCCUGGCACCAUGAGCCCACCAAUGUUUCUGAUGAUUUUUAAUGCCAUGCUGACUGGCACUGUCGCGUCGUCUAUUGCAGCAUAUCAGCCUCUCUCACAACGAAUGGCCAUCAUCGUUGCCGGCAUUGCUUUUCAGGGUCUUGGGUGGAUGCUGUGCAUUUUGUUUCUUCAGCUCUUCGUGGGCAACAUGCUUAUCAAUGGUUUAGGCCCGGCAAACCAGAGACCCGGACUCUUCAUAUCCGUAGGUUCAUCAGGAUACACCAUUGUGGCUCUCCUUGGGUGCGCCAAGGCGAUCCCCGACGAAUACGGAUACUUUGCGAAGCACCCUACUGCUUCAGAAACCCUGAACGUCGUGGCAUUGUGGAUAGGUAUAUUCCUUUGGCUCUUCACAUUCUGGCUUUUCGCGAUUGCGCUGGUCGCUCAGUUGCUCAUUAUGAUUCCCAAAUGCGGCAAUAAUAUGCCGCAGCCACAGAUGAGUUUCACACUUCCUUGGUGGGCCAUUAUCUUUCCCAAUGUUGGCUUCACAAUUGCCACGAUUCGCAUUGGCGAGGAGCUGGAAUCCAGUGCCAUAGCUUGGGUGGCAACAGUCAUGACUAUGCUAGUCUUUGCGGCAUGGCUCAUGGACUUAUUCCUGCAUCUAAAGUCUAUAUUUCAAAGGCGUAUCAUGUAA